Molecule: messenger RNA, 4879 nt
Organism: Oreochromis aureus
Lineage: Eukaryota; Metazoa; Chordata; Actinopteri; Cichliformes; Cichlidae
Product: NLR family CARD domain-containing protein 3-like
Exons: 12
Coding region: 844-4155 (1103 amino acids)
Molecular function (GO): protein binding
Source: RefSeq, a predicted model, not a curated record
UCCGGGGUUCUGCUCAUGCUGUCAGAUUACUGCUGUAACCGUGUUAGCAUAGAAACGUCAGAAAUCGAGACCCUUUGAGUAUCUGUUAAGAUCAAACAGGUCGGCGUGUGUCCGGCUCAGGGGCUGUUUGGUCACGUGAGAUGUGCUGUGACUCAUUUUGUCCUCCAAACGUGGACAAUUAAGUUGUUUUGAUUGUUGAAGUAGAAGUAGGUCGAGGCCGGAGCAUUUCUAUAUUUUUCUUCAUAAUUCACAGACUUCUGCUUGAAAUCCAGCAUUUGCGUUUAGAUGUAAGACGCAUGCGCAGUGUCGGUGUUUAGGACAUGGAAAUGGUUUUCCAAUUUUCUAUUGUGUGCUCUUCUGCUGCUGUAGCCCAUCUGCUGUAAGGUAGUGUGUGUUCAGGCAUGCUCUUCUGCAUAUCUUGGUUGUAGCGUGUGGUUAUUUUAGUUACUGUUGCAUAUUGUUGUCUUCCUGUCAGCUCACGGCAGUCGGCCCAUUCUCUUCUGAACUCUGACAUCAACAAGGCUUUGUGUUAAGGAGAACUGCUGCUUGCUGUAUAUACUCAGUGCAUUUAGGAAUGUAGACAUGGUCAAGAUCAUUUCUAAGUCCAUCAUCCCCUAUGUGUUUUCUCUGACACUGACUGGGUUUCUUUCCACAGGUGAGGCUGGUCGGAUGUCUUUGGGGUUUUUUUUAUCUGUAGUUGUGAGCUUGUGACGGAGUCCUUGGAUCGAUUGGUCAGACACCAGGACUGACGAAGAGACUGGGCAGCUUCUUCUCUCAAAAUGUUUCUUCCACACAUGAAGGUGGAAAGGGUGUGAAGUGAGCUCAGUAGGUGUGGCUUCAGCUAUGGAUCAGUGUGAGGACAGAGAGGAGGGAGUCCCUCCCUCUAAAUCCACUCUGUGUGGGGAACAUGAGAGCAAGACCAAAGCUCAGAGUUUCUAUCAGAAAACACAAGCCCCUCCUUCAUCCACCGGUUUGUCCUUCAAGAGUAAUCGAUCUAUGAUUCAACCCAUUAUAUUCAAAGAUGAAGACAAACAUGCACAUUAUAGAAUCAAUAAGGAGACACUGUUGUCUACUUCACUGAGCUGUAUGUCAAUGAAGAGUGACCGAUCUAUGAUUCAACCAAUAACCUUUUCAAACAGAGAGCGGUCUGUUGAUACAGGUGUUUUGCAGAGCUCAGAGACUCUCAGUGGUCAGUCUGAUCUGGACUCCAUAUUUACGACGCUGGAGGAGAACAUGUUCAGUUUUUUAAAGAAUGAGCUGAAGAAGAUGAGGAAGGUCAUGCUUUCAGACUAUCCAGAAUGGUUAGAGUGUCAGAGGGAGGAUGAGGAGGUGCUGGAGGCUGAGGAUGAAGAACAGAGGAGAAGCAGCAGAGAGUCAUUUUUGAAGAUCACGCUGCACUUCCUUAGGAGAAUGAAGCAGGAGAAGCUGGCAGAGUGUCUGCAGAGCAGAACUCGUGCUGCAAAGUGCCAAAAAACCCUGAAGUCUAACCUGAAAAAGAAGUUCCAGUGUGUGUUUGAGGGGAUCGCUAAAGCAGGAAGCUCAGCCCUUCUGAAUCAGAUAUACACAGAGCUCUACAUCACAGAAGGAGGGACUGCAGGGGUCAAUGAUGAACAUGAGAUCAGACAAAUUGAAAUGGCAUCCAGGAAAUCGGACAGACCAGAAACAACAAUCCGACAAAAAGACAUCUUUAAAGCCUCACCUGGAAGAGAUGAAACAAACAGAACAGUGCUGACAAAGGGAGUGGCUGGCAUUGGGAAAACAGUCCUAACACAGAAGUUCACUCUGGACUGGGCUGAAGACAAAGCCAACCAGGACAUCCAGUUCAUGUUUCCAUUCACUUUCAGAGAGCUGAAUGUGCUGAAAGAGAAAAAGUUCAGCUUGGUGGAACUUGUUCAACACUUCUUUCCUGAAACCAAAGAAGCAGGAAUCUGCAGCUUUGAAGACUUCCAGAUUGUGUUCAUCUUUGAUGGUCUGGAUGAGUGUCGACUUCCUCUGGACUUCCACAACACUGAGACCCUGACUGAUGUUACAGAGUCCACCUCAGUGGAUGUACUGGUGAUAAACCUCAUCAGGGGAAAACUUGUUCCCUCUGCUCGCCUCUGGAUAACCACACGACCUGCAGCAGCCAAUCAGCUCCCUCCUGAGUGUGUUGGCACGGUGACAGAGGUAAGAGGGUUCACUGACCCACAGAAGGAGGAGUACUUCAGAAAGAGAUUCACAGAAAAGGAAAAGGCCAACAGGAUCAUCUCCCACAUCAAGACAUCACAAAGCCUCCACAUCAUGUGCCACAUCCCAGUCUUCUGCUGGAUCACUGCUACAGUUCUGGAGGAUGUGCUGAAAACCAGAGAGGGAGGAGCGCUGCCCAAGACCCUGACUGAGAUGUACAUCCACUUCCUGGUGGUUCAGGCCAAAGUGAAGAAGGUCAAGUAUGAUGGAGGAACUGAGAUAGAUCAGCACUGGAGUCCAGAGAGCAAGAAGAUGAUUGAGUCUCUGGGAAAACUGGCUUUUGAUCAGCUGCAGAAAGGAAACCUGAUCUUCUAUGAAUCAGACCUGACAGAUUUUGAAGUAAUUAUCAAGGAUGCCUCAGUGUACUCAGGAGUGUUCACACAGAUCUUUAAAGAGGAGAGAGGGCUGUACCAGGACAAGGUGUUCUGCUUCAUCCAUCUGAGUGUUCAGGAGUUUCUGGCUGCUCUUCAUGUCCAUCUGACCUUCAUCAACUCUGGAAUCAACCUGCUGGAGAAACAGCAAAAAACAGAUCAGUAUUCUUUAAAACAUCUCCACCAGAGUGCAGUGGACAAGGCCUUAGAGAGUUCAAAUGGUCACCUGGACUUGUUCCUCCGCUUCCUCCUUGGGCUUUCACUGCAGUCCAAUCAGGCUCUCCUAAAAGGUCUACUGACACAGACAGGAAGUAGUUCAAAUACUGAUGUGGAAACAGUCCAGUACAUCAAGAAGAAGAAGAUCAGUGGUAAUCAGUCUGCAGAGAAAAGCAUUAAUCUGUUCCACUGUCUGAAUGAACUGAAUGAUGGUUCUCUAGUGGAGGAGAUCCAACAGUCUCUGACUUCAGGAAGUCUGUCCACAGAUAAACUUUCUCCUGCUCAGUGGUCAGCUCUGGUCUUCAUCUUAUUGUCAUCAAAGGAAGAUCUUGAUGUAUUUGACCUGAAGGAAUACUCUGCUACUGAGGAUGCUCUUCUGAGGCUUCUGCCAGUAGUCAAAGCCUCAAAGAAAGCUCUGCUGAGCUGUUGUAACUUGUCAUGGAGAAUCUGUGAAGCUCUUUCAUCAGUUCUCAGCUCCCAGUCUUCUAGUCUGAGAGAGCUGGACGUGAGUAACAAUGACCUGCAAGAUUCUGGCAUGAAGCUGUUGUCUGGUGGACUAAAAAGUGUACACUGUAAACUUGAAACUCUCAGUCUCUCAGGUUGUCUGAUCACAAAAGAUGGAGGUGAAUCUUUGGUCUUGGCUUUGAGGUCUAACCCCUCCCAUCUGAGAAAUCUUGAUUUGAGCUACAAUCAUCCAGGAGACUCUUAUGUGGAGGAGCUUUCUAAGGGACUGAAGAAUACUCAGUGGAGACUUGACAAUCUAAGAGUGGACCAUUGCGGAGAGCAGUGGCUAAAACCUGGACUACUGAAGUAUUCCCGUGAACUCACAGUGGAUACCAACACAGUGAACAGAAACCUCAGACUAUCUGACAACAACAGGAAGGUGACACGUGUGAGACAGGACCAGCCAUAUCCUGAUCAUCCAGACAGAUUUGACUGCUGGCCUCAGCUGCUGUGUAGAAAUGGUCUGACUGGUCGCUGUUACUGGGAGUUGGAGUGGGAAGGAGAGGUUUAUAUAGCAGUGAGUUACAGAAGAAUCCAAAGGAAAAAAAAGAGUGAUGAGUGUUGGUUUGGAGGGAAUGAUCAGUCCUGGAGUCUGAGCUGCUCUGAUGGUGGUUACUCUGUGUGGCACAAUAACAGAGAAACAUUCAUCUCCUCCUCGGUCUCUGACAGAGUAGCAGUGUAUGUGGACUGUCCUGCUGGCACUCUGUCCUUCUACAGGGUCUGCUCUGACACUCUGAUCCACCUCCACACCUUCAGCAUCACAUUGACUGAAUCUCUGUAUGCUGGGUUUGGAUUUGGGUUCUGGUCAUCUGAAUCUUCACUUUCUCUGUGUUCUUAGAAGGACUUCAGUGUCCCUUUAAUCUCAUCAUUGAGACAGGACACACACACUUGUAAGUUUUUUACUGUCCAUGUUUAAAAGGAACAUCAUUUCAUAAACAUAACCAAGUGGAUUUAGAGCCUAAAGCUGAGCAGCGAGUGAAGUAAAAGUGGUGAAAAGUGAAACAUGUUAGAAAGAGAAGAUGGCCUUAACAGGGUGUGAACUAGUGAUGGUCAAAUGAAGCUUUCUGAAGCAUUGAAGCUUGUGUUAAAAAAAACUGGUUCAUUACUCAAAGCUUUUCAAAACGGCCAAAAAUAUAAAGAACAGCUUGAAUAUACAAAUGUAAGUGUACUGCUUAACUCCACUUCACAAUUCUGUCUGAUAUUCGUGGGGCGACCGUGGUUCAGGGGUAUUAAAAUACCCCUGGGUAUUUUAAUCCAACUUGAGUGCCUCCAGUGUGAUUUCAUGGCAUGAAACUAAACUCGAACAGACUUUAUGUUUAAAAAGAAGAAAUUUAAUCAGGUAAAAGAAGAUUUACCAUUCAGAAAUCAGAUUGGAAUAAAUGACAAUUAUAAUUAAAAAUAACAGGGAGGGGAUCCCUCCCUGUUGUUGGGUGACCGUGGGUUGGGAAGCUCAUUUUGUAACCGGAAGGUUGACGGUUCGAUCCCCAGCUCCGUCUGUCUUGGUCGUUGUGUCCUUGGGCAAGACACUUCACCUACUGGUGAUGGCCAGAGGGCCCGAUGGC